AUGACGCCAAAUACUGCACCACAAGCGGCCCACGGCCCUACAACUACUAUCACGGGCUCCUUCGUUUGUCGAUUGCACAAAUCCCCUAAGAAGCUGUCGAAUGAAACCACUGCUAAAAGGGCUAGAUCAACUAGAACAGCAUCAUCUGCCGGUCGUAAGUUGCUGACUGCUGAAGAUCCAGAAGUUCUGCGGCCCCACUGCGAAAAAUGCGGUUGUGGCGAGGCUCUUAGACCCGGGCUGGACUGCCGCUGCCACUGCCCACAAUGUUCUAGUGGCAAGCCUCGUUGCUCUUCUCCACGCAUGGCCCUGCGUCGUAAGGAAGAAGAAACUUGCGAGACAUUUGUGACGAAACUUGCCAUGACCAGAAGCCGUACAUCGGCCUGGAAAUUGCGUAAUCAUCCGGGAGCGCAGUAUCAUGAGAUGCCAAAGAUUUCACUCUUCGCUUGUGCUGCUUUUUCUAAUUGCAGCCUGCGUGGUCAGCGGGAGAGUGUAAAUGAAGCGUCCCUAGGGGCAUCAGUUACAGAUGAAGCAAAAGCAAAGAGGAAUUCGGAUGUGCGAGAAUUCAAAAAGCGUAGCGCUUCCUUCUCUGCAAAUGAAACGCGCCACUGUGACCCUACAAGCCGGCCUAAAUGGACCGUCAAGGAAGGACUGUUUACUCAGGUGCUGAAAAAGCCUGAUUCAGGAUCGUUGGAGAGCAGGUCGAGCGGUUCAAAGACAAGGGUGUCUACCAACACCUAUACAAGUGGUCGGGAGGAGAGUGGAGUCUUUGCGAAGACCAACAGUACCAGUAACACAGCACCAGGAAAUCACUGCGAAGAAGCAGGGGGGCCUGGUAAAAAAGUCCCUUCGCAUCAUCCCCCGUGCAAGAGCUGGAGAAGUAAAGCCCUCAAGCCCUAUCUUCUAUUGCGUUCUGUUAGUAGCAACAAUAAGGUUAUGAAAUACAAGCGGCCUCAUUGUUCAAUGUGUAGUCAGCUGGGUUGUCUACGGAAUAUCGAAGUAGUAUGCUACUGUAACGCUUGUCAGGAGGCUAGCGGUGCUGAAUGCACCUCCCCCAGGAUGGCAGACUUCAAAAAAUCUCACGCAGAAAACCAAAUACGCGGAGCAUUAAAUCUAACGUGUCAAGCAAGACAAAAUGCGCGGAUGUUGUACUGCGCUUCUACUGGCCAUAUGCGCUUGAGAGCAUGCUCCUAUGAUUUCCAGGGCUUAGAAUGCCUUUCCAACCUUACUACAAUCCGUUGGGACUUUACAUUAAAUCAUAUCGAAGAAGAGGCUGCAAGGUAUGCGGUCCGUGCACUCUGUCGACAGAAUGCAGGUGCGGUCGAAGUAGCGAGGUACACAGUAGUUACAUGCAAGGCGGAGGCUAUCGCUUUCGAUAAAUCAACAGUCGCUGGGGAUGCUUCCACUGCUGGGGUUUUGUAG
Messenger RNA from Cyclospora cayetanensis, 1419 nucleotides. RefSeq lists its product as uncharacterized. The coding region runs from base 1 to 1419 and encodes 472 amino acids. Lineage: Eukaryota; Apicomplexa; Conoidasida; Eucoccidiorida; Eimeriidae. The record is from RefSeq and is a predicted model, not a curated record. The transcript has 4 exons.